Molecule: messenger RNA, 792 nt
Organism: Sporothrix brasiliensis 5110
Lineage: Eukaryota; Fungi; Ascomycota; Sordariomycetes; Ophiostomatales; Ophiostomataceae
Exons: 2
Coding region: 1-792 (263 amino acids)
Biological process (GO): regulation of DNA-templated transcription
Molecular function (GO): DNA-binding transcription factor activity, RNA polymerase II-specific; zinc ion binding
Source: RefSeq, a predicted model, not a curated record
AUGCAGAAUCCCACCAGACAAAAGCGCCAAUCGUGCGAAGCAUGCCGAACACGCAAACUCAAAUGCUCGGGGUACGCGGGCGAGAGACGGAGCUGCACCCGGUGCCUGGCCCUCAACGUCGUGUGCCACUACCAGGACAAGGGCAUCCCGGGACGGUCGCGGAAGCAGCGCGGCGACCUGCGGGAGGAGUCCUCCAGAGCAUCGAGAGGCCCACGCGAGGCGCGGGAGUCGAGCGAGGCGCGCCGGUUUGCUUUUGCGCCGUCGCCGCCCGUCACGGACUCGAGUUCGACCGGGUCGAUUGACGGAUCGAACGACGAAGGGCAGUCACACCCACCGCUGCAGACGGCGGCAGCGCACCAAGCACAUCGUCUCGGGGUCGACAGCUUGUUUCUGCAGCCGCUGUCGUUCCCCCUCUUUCCGCCGUCAAGCGAUGCGCUGCCAACGACGCUCCCCGACCCGAGCAGCUCGUCGGCCGACUUUGCCUUUGACCCCUUCCCGAUCGAGCUGUUUGGGCAGUGUCCCCUCGUCCGACACCAUCACAGCGGCGAGGAGACGCCCACUGCCACGCUGUCACCGCCGCAGUCGCCACAUUCGUCGCCACAGUCGCCCGCGACCCUGUCUUGCCACUGCGCUGACGACGUAUCGGCGUCCGUCCGGGCACUUCGCCACCGGGCGCAGGCCGUGUCGCACGCCAUUGUCGGCGACCUGCGCGUCGGCAUCGACCUCGUCGAGCGGCUGCUGACGUGCCCCAUCUGCUACGACAUAAAAAAAGGCGCCGCGGCUCACGAUUGA